Gordionus sp. m RMFG-2023 is the source of this 1859-nucleotide messenger RNA. RefSeq names its product mitochondrial-processing peptidase subunit alpha-like. The record is from RefSeq and is a predicted model, not a curated record. Gene Ontology annotation, molecular function: metal ion binding. Lineage: Eukaryota; Metazoa; Nematomorpha; Gordioida; Chordodea; Parachordodidae. The coding region runs from base 38 to 1588 and encodes 516 amino acids. Gene Ontology annotation, cellular component: mitochondrion. The transcript is spliced from 12 exons.
CACUAAUAUAUACUUCGUUUACAUUCAUUCAUCUAAAAUGAAAUCUCUAAAAAACUAUUUAAACCUACAAUCUCCGCGAACAUAUUGCUUAAAAUCUAGAUGUAAUAUACCACUUUCAAAACCAUUACCAUAUUUACCAAAUAUUAAAUAUUUUAAUGAAAAUUCUCAACUAUCAAAUGAAACAAAAAUAACUAAAUUAAGUAAUGGGUUAACUGUUGCUACCGAAAACAGAUUUGGACAUUUUUGUACAGUUGGAGUUGUAAUUGACUCAGGUUCAAGAUAUGAGGUUGCUUAUCCUAGUGGUAUUAAUCAUUUUUUAGAAAAACUCUCAUUUAAUUCCACAAAUUCAUACAAAGAUAAAGAUCAUAUACUUAGAGAAUUUGAAAAACAGUGUGGCAUAUUUGAUUGCCAAUCAUCUCGAGAUACAUUGAUAUAUGCGGCUUCAGCAGAAAUCAAAGGACUUGAAAAAGUAUUUGACAUAAUAUCUGAAAUUGUCUUGCAACCAAAUUUUACAGAGGAUGAGUUUAAAAUGGCCAGAAAGACAAUAUCAUUUGAGCUAGAGGAUUUAAAUAUGAAACCAGACCAGGAACCUUUGUUGAUGGAAAUGAUUCAUGCAGCCGCCUAUAGAGACAACACGCUUGGCCUUCCGAAAUUGUGCCCGAAGGAAAAUAUCCCUAUAAUAGAUCGUAAGCUACUAUACACCUACAUGAGGGAUCAUUUUAUACCUGAGCGCAUCGUUAUAGCCGGAGUCGGCAUUGAACAUGACGCGCUACUUGAAGUGGUACACAAAACCUUUCUCAGGAAAAUUCCAACCUGGGAAGGUUGUAAAGAGCUGACAGGAGUUAAAAUUCCUGGAUUCGAUGGCUCAGUCGCUCAAUAUACUGGCGGAAUCAGGAAGAAAGAAAAGGACAUGUCUGACAUCAGUUUGGGACCAAAUCCAUUGCCCGAACUUGCCCACUGCGUGAUAGGUUUGGAAGGUGUGGCACACUCUGACCCCACAUUCGUGCCUGCUUGCGUCCUGAAUGCCAUGAUGGGAGGGGGUGGCUCUUUCUCGGCUGGAGGUCCUGGUAAGGGUAUGUACUCGCGUCUCUAUCUCAACGUGCUUAACAUUCACCACUGGAUAUUUAACGCCACGGCUUACAAUCAUUCUUAUUCAGACACAGGCCUUUUUUGCGUGCAUGCAUCGGCCCACCCAUCCCAGCUUGCUGAACUCGCUGAAGUAGUAUUGAAGGAGCUUACAAAUAUGACCAAAAGCGUAUCUCAGACGGAACUUGAACGAUCUAAAAAACAGUUGCAAUCCAUGCUUAUGAUGAACUUGGAGUCAAGGCCCGUCGUUUUUGAGGACAUUGGUCGUCAGGUGUUAGCAAAUGGUUCCAGAAAAUUGCCGCAACAAUUGCUCAACGAGAUAAGUAAAGUAAGUGAGGAAGAUAUAGUAGUUGUAGCACAAAAGUUUUUGGCCUCCAAACCUUCUGUGGCUGCCCUUGGUACCCUCAAACAGUUACCGUCUUACGAACAAAUUCAACACGCGCUACUCGAUAAAAAUGGAAAAAUUUCGCAAAAUAGCCGUUACGGAUCUAUAUUUGCUUAAAAUAUUUAACAAAAUUUUAUAUACAUUUUUUUUUGUAAGAAAGUUAUGCUAUCAUGUAUUCAUUCUUUUUGUAAUAUUUGUUACAUUAAUUAAGAAGUUUUCGCUACACUUAUAGACGAUCUUUCUUUGAUAAAAUAUUACCUCGAAAUCAUUAAAUAUUGUGUCUAAAGUAUCUGCAUUGCACCAAAUGAUAAUUUUUUUUGUAAUUUUACUAAUUGUUUGAUAUAAUGUGUUUUAUUAUUAAAAUUGUUCUUACUAAAUCGUUACAUUU